This is a messenger RNA of Hibiscus syriacus, 1372 nucleotides long. Its product is annotated as dof zinc finger protein DOF5.1-like. Bases 115 to 1107 code for a protein of 330 amino acids. Lineage: Eukaryota; Viridiplantae; Streptophyta; Magnoliopsida; Malvales; Malvaceae. The record is from RefSeq and is a predicted model, not a curated record. The transcript is spliced from 2 exons. Gene Ontology annotation, biological process: regulation of DNA-templated transcription. Gene Ontology annotation, molecular function: DNA-binding transcription factor activity; DNA binding.
UUCAACAUCUCUCUUUUCCCUUUCCCUCUUUAUUUGAUGUGAUUCUCCACUACCAUCUUAACACAGACGCAACCAAAAUCCUUUUACAAGAGGAAAUCAAAGAUCAGGAGAGCCAUGGUUUUUACCUCCAUCCCAGCUUAUCUUGAUCCUGCCCACUGGCAACAACUUAGAACAAAUCAUCAAGCUGUUCCUGGUAGCAGUCCGAGCUCUCAUCAGCUUCUUCCUCCUCCUGGACCUCCACAACCACCACCUGCAGCUCCGCAACCGAUUGGAGUAGAUGGAGGAGGCUCGAUCCGGCCUGGUUCGAUGACCGAUCGAGCUCGUUUGGCUAAUAUACCGAUGCCGGAAGUCGCAUUAAAAUGCCCGAGAUGUGAGUCGACAAACACCAAGUUCUGCUACUUCAACAACUAUAAUCUCACACAGCCUCGUUACUUUUGCAAAGCUUGUAAAAGAUACUGGACUAGAGGUGGUGCCUUAAGAAAUGUUCCGGUAGGCGGUGGAUGCCGUAGGAACAAAAGAAGCAAAGGAAGUAGCUCGAAAUCUGCAGUCACCGAUGACCGGAAAGCAGCUUCUAGUUCCUCAAGUACAAUUUCUUCAAAGAGUAUAGCAAGCACUGAUAUUUUAGGCCAUGGACCUCAGGUUCCUCCACUGAGGUUCAUGGCUCCUUUGCAGCACCUUACUGGUUUUGGGUUGAACUAUGGCACAAUUUCAGCUCCACUUGGAGUGCCAAGCGACUUAAGUUUACAAAUAGGAAGUGCUUGGAAUGGGGAUGCCACCGGUUUCGAUCAGUGGCGGCUACAGCAAGCGCCGCAGUUUCCCUUCCUUGGAGGCUCGGAAUCUUCCGGUCUAUAUCAAUAUGAAACUGCAGGUGAUGAGCAGCCAUCGGGAUACGGUGUCGGAGCUGGACAUCAGAUUCGACCUAAUAUAUCAAGCUCAGCACCACCAACACAGAUGGCUCCGGUGAAAAUGGAUGGCUAUAAUAACCAACAAGAAUUGACAUUUUCAAGGCAAUUUCUCGGUGUUCCGAGAAAUGAUCAUCAGUACUGGGGUGAAACUGCAUGGACAGAUGUUUCCAGUUUCAGCUCUUCAUCCACCAGCAAUCCCUAAUAGGUUAUGAAUUAGAUCAGCUCUUUUUGUUAGUGUAGCUUCUGUUAAGGAAAAAUUAACUAUGAUUAAAGCCGAAGACAUCAAGGGCUUAUGAUUCCUCAUACAAGAAAUCCACUGAAACCCUAGCACUGCUAGGCUUUCUUUCUCUUACGAAAUUGGCAUAUUAUAAUUAUGAAUGUGUUUUCUUUUCACUGUAUCACCAGUUUAUAUAUAGAGCUUGUAUCUAUAUGAUAUGCACUCUGUAAAUUAUGUGUUUUAAAUGCUA